Molecule: messenger RNA, 2260 nt
Organism: Tupaia belangeri chinensis (Chinese tree shrew)
Lineage: Eukaryota; Metazoa; Chordata; Mammalia; Scandentia; Tupaiidae
Gene: AEN
Product: apoptosis enhancing nuclease
Exons: 5
Coding region: 80-1063 (327 amino acids)
Biological process (GO): intrinsic apoptotic signaling pathway in response to DNA damage by p53 class mediator
Cellular component (GO): nucleus
Molecular function (GO): nucleic acid binding; exonuclease activity
Source: RefSeq, a predicted model, not a curated record
GGGAUGAGCAAGCAGAGGCGGGGUGCUGCCCCGUUGGAAGAUCACCUCUCGGACUUCCCCACGUGGUGAGCUGACUGGGAUGGUGCCCCAGGAAGCCCCUGAGCUCGUCCAGUGCCUGUGCCCUACCCUCGCCAACCCGGAUACCAAGAAUGUGCCUCGGAGACGACACAAGAGGAGAAGCCGACAGCACCAGCGCUUCAUGGCCCGGAAGGCCCUGCUGCAGGAGCAAGGGCUGCUGAGCACGCCCCCAGAGCCAGGACCGUCCCCAUCGCCUGCCCCAGCCACGGCACUCCCAGGCACUGAAGCCACCAGCAGCGGGAGGCAGUGUCCAAGGGCUGAGCCUGGCAGCACCCCGUGCAGCAGAAGGCUCCCCACCAGGGAAGCCUUGGGGCCCUCGCCCAGCAAGUGCGUGGCUAUCGACUGCGAGAUGGUGGGCACAGGCCCCCGGGGGCGGGUGAGCGAGCUGGCUCGCUGCUCCGUGGUGAGCUACUACGGCGAUGUCCUCUACGACAAGUACAUCCGGCCCGAGAUGCCCAUCGUGGACUACCGCACCCGCUGGAGCGGCAUCACCCGGCAGCACAUGCGCAAGGCCAUCCCCUUCCAAGUGGCCCAGAAGGAGAUCCUUAAGCUCCUGAAGGGCAAGGUGGUGGUGGGGCACGCGCUGCACAACGACUUCCAGGCCCUCAAGUACGUGCACCCUCGAAGCCAGACCCGGGACACCACUUAUGUCCCAAACCUCCUCAGCCAGCCCAGCCUCCACACCCGGGCCCGGGUCUCUCUAAAGGAUCUGGCUCUGCAGCUGCUGCAUAAGAAGAUCCAGGUGGGCCGGCACGGCCACUCGUCGGUGGAAGAUGCCACGACAGCCAUGGAGCUCUAUCGGCUGGUGGAGGUCCAGUGGGAAGAGCAGGAGGCCAGCAGCCCCUGGACACGGGCCGAGGACCAUGAGCCCGACAGCAGCACAGACACAGAGCAGUACAUGGAGGACCAGUACUGGCCCGAGGACCUGGCUCAGGGCAGCCAGGGUGGAGCAGGGUCGGGGCAGGCGCAGGAUGGCAGGGAGUGAAGGAGGAGUGCAGCGAGUGGGAAGCGGGGAGCAGAGGGCCCCAGCGCUUCGUCUGGGCAGGGCCAGGCAGGGCAGGGUGCGGCUGGCCAGCCAGGUCAGAGGAGCUGGGACUAUCGUCCCUGGGAUGUCCUCUGCCUGUGGCACCACACUCUUUUUCUAGGGCCUUUCUUGGUUCUUUCCCCUGACUCCUGUGGUUUGCUAAUGGCACUUUAUGGGUACCGUGGGAAUGUCAUUGGCCUGUCCUCCAGGCCCCUACGGAGUAGGGGAUGUACCAAAGACAGACCAGGCUGCCGCCAGGCCGUCCCCUCCUCGGGAUCCUCCCCGGUCCCUGGGCUGCGCUAUCUGAAGGCUUUCGGUGCCUUCCUUGGGUGGAGAUCCACGUCGUGGGUCCUCCUUAUCUCAGCUCCGACCUAGGGUGAAGUCUGCUGUUGCCACCUACCUCUUACUUCAGAGUCACUUUCAGGUUCAGAAUAAAUAUGCCUCAAAGCUAGAGAGUUAAGGCCUCUGAGGGAGACGUUUCUUCUCCCUCUGCCCUGGAGUUCUGUGGUAGGCAUUUGAUGCUCCACAUGACCCGUCACCGCCCUGCUCAAAUACAGAAGGAAAGGCCUCCCUUGGGGGAGCUGGCCCUCACUCCCCGGAGGGGUGGAGAGGAAGGCAGAAAGGCUUUACCUAAAAACUGGCGUAUUUAUUUUGAUCCAAAUUAGGAACCCCCUGCCCACUCAGCAUUCAGCUGAGAAGGGGCUGGCAGGUGGCGCAGUGGUUAAGGGGUGACCAUGCCUGACCUUUAUCAGGAGGGGGCCACCAUCAAGAGGGCCGGGUCAGGGCGCUGGCAGCUGUGCAGUGUCCCUGACCUUGGCUGGUGCCCCCUCGGCUCUUGGGUUGACAGUCACUGUGGCUUUGGGGUUUUCUCCCCUUUUUUUGUUUUAAGGGGGGCACUGCUGUGAGCACGUCCCCCCCCCCAAUCAUCUGAGGCUCCAACUCUGCACACACUGGGAGUCACAGUGUUUGAUCACGGGUGCGGUGGCCUGUCCACUGGCUGAGUCACCGACCAUGCUAGACUGGCCCUGGGACCUUGCUCUGGGUUCUGAGACAGGCUGUGGCUGACGCCAGAUUCAGAACUGGGCCUGCCGUUCUGUGUUUGGGGUUGAAUGGGGAUGGAGCUGUUACAGGUGUACUGUUGUCCUGUUCCUGUCAGCU